AUGGUUUCUGGCUCUGACGAUGUCUGUUACAGGAUGGACGACAGCUCAGCACGGAGUUAUUGGGACCGUAAGACGGUGAGCCGAGGUCUUAUUCGAGCAAUUCAACAGACAAAAGUGCAAGACAACCCUCCUGCUGUAUCCGAUGAAUUGCCCAGUGGUGUUUGUGAACAAUUUGGACUAGUUGGUCUAAAGAAAAACUACCCUUAUUCCUCAGAGUAUUGCAACCAGAAGCAGGUAAUAUCUGUGCCUGUCGAGCUCAAGAAUGGCAUUGGAAAUAAGGGGUUCCCCAUUGAUCAAAAUGUAUAG
This is a messenger RNA of Protopolystoma xenopodis, 306 nucleotides long. NCBI's taxonomy places the organism in Eukaryota, Metazoa, Platyhelminthes, Monogenea, Polystomatidea, Polystomatidae. The record is from the annotation of a GenBank genome assembly.